GUGGAGUAUGUGCACAUGCUAAACGCUACCAUGUGCGCCACCACACGAGUGAUCUGUGCCAUUUUGGAGAACUAUCAAACGGAGAAGGGCAUUGUUGUCCCCGAAGCCAUUCGACACUUGAUGCCCACCGGUGAGUAUAGUGGCAUCAAUUUGCUCCAAGUCAAGUCAAUUCAAGGAAUGGCUUUACACACCUCAAAAGGUUAA
Echinostoma caproni is the source of this 204-nucleotide messenger RNA. NCBI's taxonomy places the organism in Eukaryota, Metazoa, Platyhelminthes, Trematoda, Plagiorchiida, Echinostomatidae. The record is from the annotation of a GenBank genome assembly.